AUGGUAUACCACAGCCAGGGCCAAAACUUGCAGAAAGUGAUGGUGCAGCCCAUCAACCUCAUCUUCAGAUAUUCACAAAGUAGAUCUUGGAUUCAGGUAUGGCUCUAUGAGCAAGUGAAUAUGCUAACAGAUGGCCGUAUUUUUAGUUUUGAGGAGUAUAUGAACCUUGUGUUAGAUGAUACAGAAGAAAUUCAUUCUAAAACAAAGUCAAGAGAACAGCCAGGUCAGAUCAUGCUAAAAGGAAAUAUAGAUAAUAUUACUCUGCUACAAAGUGUCUCCAACUAG
Molecule: messenger RNA, 285 nt
Organism: Castor canadensis (American beaver)
Lineage: Eukaryota; Metazoa; Chordata; Mammalia; Rodentia; Castoridae
Source: RefSeq, a predicted model, not a curated record